UAGCCGUGAACGCAGUAAGAGCUAGCGAGUGAGCGAGUGAAUCCGAGUCCCACAUCUCAGGUAGAGUCCACUUGGACUCGGCAGCGGUUGUGAGACGGUUAUGGAAGCCGCGGAGCUCGGAUAUGCAGGACCUUGGCGAUCCAAGGGCCUCACCAUUGAGUUUUCGGAUCUCGUAUUUAAAGCUAGUGGGAAAGUAAUCCUGAAUGGGGUGAGCGGCAGGUUCAGAUCAGGGCACCUGAGUGCUGUGAUGGGGCCCUCAGGAGCUGGCAAGACUUCCCUCCUCAACAUUCUCUCUGGCUUCACACCGCCAUCCCAACUGGAGGGCACAAUCACCCUUGACGGUGAGCCACGGGACCUCAGCAAGCUGCGACAACAGUUGUGUUACAUCACACAGGAGUUCUCCAUGCUGGAGUACCUGUCAGUGAGGGAGACGAUGCACAUCGCGGCCAACCUCAAGCUGGGGCCAACUGUUGGAAAUGAGAAGAAAAAUAUAGUGAUAGAUGAUGUAGCCUCGACGCUUGGACUAGUGGGGGUCAUGGAUUCACGAGUACAUACUCUCUCUGGCGGAGAGAAGAAGAGGCUCGCCAUUGGUCUAGAGCUAGUCUCCAAUCCUCCAAUCAUGUUCUGCGAUGAGCCAACAAGUGGACUGGACAGUGUCUCAUCACUUCAAGUGAUGACUCGUCUUCAAAAUCUUGCUCAUGAUGCCGGUCGCACCAUCAUCGUAGUGAUUCACUCGCCCAGUUCUCGUCUGCUGGAGCUAGUUGACGAUCUUCUCCUGCUUGCUAAGGGGCAAUGUAUCUACAAUGGCACCCUUCAAGAUCUUCUACCCACAUUCGAGUCCAUCGGCAUACAGUGUCCCCAAUACUACAACAGAGCCGACUUCGCUCUGGAAGUGGCUUGUAAGGAGAGAGGGGACCACAUCCAAGAACUAGUGACUAUGGCCAACGAGAAACAUCAUAAGCGAACUGGCAACUUUUACAUCGAUAAGCCACCUGCUGCAAACCAUGUAUUUUCUCUGACAAGUGGAAAAGAUGAGAUCGCCGCUAUAGCCAUCAAAGAGGAAGGUAGCAUAUCAAAGUCGGAACUAAGCUUAGUACAUAGAGAUCAAGAAGUACAUCACACAAAGAGAGGCUCUUAUGGAGCUCCCAGAUUGACCCAGUUCUGUAUACUGCUCAAGCGAGCCACAAUCUGCAACAUCCGAGACUUGAAAAUUGCCUUCUUAAAACUAACAUCGACCUGUUUGGUGGCUCUGCUGAUAGGUGCAGUAUACUAUAAUUUUGGACAGGAUGGUUCCAAGCUUCCAAGUAACUUUUCCUGUUUAUUUUUCAUCGUCAUUUACCAUUUCUAUGCAGUAUCGUUGGUUAAUAUACUGUUGUAUCCACUAGAAGUCAGUGUGAUUGUACGAGAACACUUCAACAAUUGGUAUGCCCUCAGCAUGUACUACCUGGCCAAAAUGCUAGCAGACUUACCUUACCUGAUCUUAAGCCCUGUGCUGUUUGUCACGAUCAGUUACUACUUGACAGACCAGCCAAGGGACUGGGAGAGGUACUCACUGUUUCUUCUAGCCAACGUUGUCGUAACCAUUCUCGCACAAGGAGUCGGUUGUUUCUUCGGAGUUUCCUUCAACACUCAGGUGGGCUUAUUCUUGAUGACGACUUGCACGAUGCCGAUGUUCCUCAUGUCAGGGUUCUUCAUCCACCUGGAUGAUCUCUCCCCUUACGUUAAAUGGCUCUCGUAUAUCAGCAUUUUCCGCUACGCUCUUGAGGCAAGCUCUUACGCAAUCUUUGGCUUUGGCCGAGAGCCCCUGGAAUGUCCAGAAAUAUCUUGUCCAUAUAAUGACCCUCAAAAGUUCCUUACAGAUAUGGGUCUUGAAGCCUGCACUUAUUGGAGAAAUAUUUUAGUACUUUGCUUUUAUAUCAUUGUGAGUCAAAUAGCUGUAUUUGUAGCACUGAAAAGAAGGAUUUCAAAAUCGAAGGAAAGAUAAUUUACAUAUUAGCACUGCAGAUGUUAAUGAUUGUGGUUAUUACUUGAAGUGAAUGGGUUAAAAAUAAAGCAAUGCAAUGAAGUCAGAGAAUUUAUGAAUCAUUACUUAAUACCAUAAAAUAAUUUGUUAAGAGGAUGUUCUUAAUUAUUUUGAAGCCAGAAUAGCAUAAAUGUUUCAAAUAAAUCAGUGAUUAAAUUGUUCCAUUCAACAGAAAAAUUCAAAUAUUUAUUUUGGUACAUCAUACAAAUCCAUAAUUUUUCUAUAAAGUACACAUAGUACCUUCAAUUACUAAGAGAAUACUUAUACAAACCUUCUAGAGAAGCAUUAACUAUAUCCAUAAUAUUAAUACUUUAAAAAAGCCUAAUUGUAUCUAUUAUUUUUUUAAUAUACACAUUCAUAUCAAAAACAUGAAAGUAAUUAACACUUUAACUGAAAUAUUGAUAUGUAUUAUUUCUCAGAACUGUGACCCAACCUUCACAAUGAGGUGGCAUGACAUGCUAACUAAUUCUGCUCACAUGUUAAUAAAGAGUGAAACAAUAAAUAUAAUGACAUUAAAAGCUAUAAUCAAUAAGUAAAAUUAUAUUUUCAGUAUAUUAAUAAUCAAAUUAUAUAUGUACGUUCUAACAUACUACAAAAUGCUUUUAUCACACUAAGAGUGAUAAAAUAUAUUGUAUACGUUAUAAUUUAAUAAUACAAAUAAAUAUUUUCACAAAACA
Messenger RNA from Homalodisca vitripennis (glassy-winged sharpshooter), 2700 nucleotides. Its product is annotated as ATP-binding cassette sub-family G member 1-like. Gene Ontology annotation, molecular function: ATP binding; ABC-type transporter activity; ATP hydrolysis activity. The record is from RefSeq and is a predicted model, not a curated record. Bases 101 to 1984 code for a protein of 627 amino acids. The transcript is spliced from 11 exons. Gene Ontology annotation, cellular component: plasma membrane. NCBI's taxonomy places the organism in Eukaryota, Metazoa, Arthropoda, Insecta, Hemiptera, Cicadellidae.